Messenger RNA from Neospora caninum, 1194 nucleotides. RefSeq lists its product as hypothetical. Bases 1 to 1194 code for a protein of 397 amino acids. The transcript has 3 exons. NCBI's taxonomy places the organism in Eukaryota, Apicomplexa, Conoidasida, Eucoccidiorida, Sarcocystidae. The record is from RefSeq and is a predicted model, not a curated record.
AUGGAUUAUCGCCGUCAGAAUCGUGGAGCGGUUCCCCCCUUGCUACAUCUCUUCCCCAUGAUAGUAGCCGAAGGAGUUGCAGCCGGGAUUUUUUUGAGUAUCAUAGUUUCGGCAGAGGUCGGUCUUCGUUAUGGAGGCAUGUCUACGGAAUUUGAUGUUGAGUCUCAUGGCCACAACUGGAUCCUCGACUCAGGGGCUUGCUUCUUGGGCCUGCCGCGCAAUCUUGUUGUGGACCCCAUCCUUGACAGCGAGUUCAUGAAGUCACAAAAGCUGGUCACCGACAAUACAGGCCCGAGGCUCUGCAGGUGGUUGGAGGGGAUUUAUCGGAUGCACAUGAAGCAGAAGCCGGCGUGGGAAGCCUCGCACCAGAAGUUGCAAGGAGCCUUUCCUCUUCUCCGUCUGAUGGGCCUGGUGAAGAAGCCGAUCAUGGUUUUCCCCGAAUUCAGACUAAGGAUAACCGUGAAGCACUUCAGUUUGUGGGAAGACGAUAGAUGGGGGCAGUCGCUGCCUUGGAUUUGCGCGACAGUGGCGUACGCUCUCCCCGACGGCAAGGGAGCAGAGUUGUUUGCACAUAUCGAUCGAGUUUUCUCUAUCCACCCCGAACGCCAGGAGGCGACUCCUGUUCACCUCCUCUUGAAUCCCUCGCCAACCUUCAAUCAAUAUGUGGACUUCCAUAAGAUAAGUCACAUUUCCGCUCAACACGGUGCCAGAAAGAUAUGCCGGAUUUUAUUUGAGAGGGAGAGCAAUGUCAGCAUUUCGAAGGCCGCAGAAGCGAGUGAGAUCAGUGACUACUUGCCCAGAGAAAGCCUCACGCUGAGGUUUUCCAAAAACAACUUUUGGACGAAAGACGAGAAUUGCUACAUCCUCUCGAAGCUAACUAUAACUUCUUCGAUCAACGAUAUGUCUCUGUGCAAGGUUGUCGCUGGCAACGGUGCUCGAGGACUGUGGCCAUCCUUGUGGAGGCGGAGGAUCAAACCGAUUGCUCUGACGGUAAUUGGUGUCGAUUUUUUCAAUUUUCGCCGGCCCACUUUCGCAGCAGUUGUAAAGGAAGGAAUACAGCUAAAAGGGAUCAGUGAUACUCCUGUCUUAAUGGAGCUCGUCACAGACCCUACAUUAGUCCCCGCCUACGUUGCUGUUGCUAGACAAGCAUGCGGAAGCAGUUGGGGAAAGAACGUCUUCAGCCCAUGUCGGUAG